Messenger RNA from Exophiala spinifera, 1284 nucleotides. RefSeq lists its product as uncharacterized. The transcript has a single exon. Bases 1 to 1284 code for a protein of 427 amino acids. Lineage: Eukaryota; Fungi; Ascomycota; Eurotiomycetes; Chaetothyriales; Herpotrichiellaceae. The record is from RefSeq and is a predicted model, not a curated record.
AUGAUCCCACCAAUGCAGUUACACUCUUGGAUACAUCACGACAACCAAGCAGAUACCAAGGCUCGUUCUUCACGCAAGAGCCAAGUUUUCCGUCAUGUGGCAGCACAUCGAAAGCUGGAACGACAGCAACGGACUUGGAAGUUGAGAGCCUCAGCUCUCGACCUAUAUCAGACCCUUCAGACACCACAAGAGCGCCAUGUGAAGGCAGUCGAGAAGCAUUUCACAGCUGUGCUUGAUCCCUUGGACACACUGUCUCUGCCUGCCACGGAUGAAAUCCAGAGUCUGAUCCACUUCGACCAAGAAUACAUCAUUCCAGCUCUAUCAGGCUGCCUAGUUUGCAGAGUCUUCCCCUCUGCGUAUCUCCAGGAUGAUGUGGCUAGGUACGGGUAUUUAGCGAGGAUUGCAGCCAUAAAAGCACGCUGUUCAGAUCCUGGAUUGUACAAUCAAGCGCUCAGUUUGAAAGCCGAAGCCAUGCGACGACUUCGAGAGCGUCUGCCACAGUUGGAAGAAUCAAACAGGCUUCCUCGAGCAGUUCUCUCUCUGAUGUUUGCAGAAUCAUCGUGUCUCAAUUUUGAGGCGGCAGAUAUUCACGUCCAGCUUCUUUCAGCCGUCAACGAAAGCUACGGCCUGGAUCUCGAUGACCUGAUCAGUGUGUUACAUCAGGAUGUCCAACGAGCAGCCAUGACUUUGACAAGAACAAGGUUCUCCAUGCACGACAGAUCUUGGGCCAGUCUUGAGGGCGAAUUAUUUCAUUCCCGAGCGCCGAGGAAGAGCCUAGACAGUUACCAAGAAUCCUCCCUCGAAUGGAUCAUGAUCGAGUUGCGCGGAGCACUUACUGCUUUGGACAUACUUCAGAGGGCUGAGAGCCCACAAAGCAGUCGAGAAGCGGCGACUUUCAAGUGUCUCCACGUCAUGGCGUCCCUGAUCGACCAUUAUCACGAUACCACAGACCAGGUGGAAAAGUACACGGCCCUGGCGGCGGUGUAUCGUAUUCGACGAGCGGCGGGUAUGGAACGAGUGAUUAUUUGUGAAAGUACAGUGUUCGACUCUGGCAGAGUCAUCAUACCACAGUUGCGUGAAUUGCUAGCGGCCACUUAUGGAGACCUUCCAGCUCUGCGACUGUGGGCAUUGUACAUUGGCGCCAAAGCAGGAGACGAUUGGUUUGACCAGGAGCUCGGUAACCACAGCAAGCAGAUGGGAUUUUACGAUCCCGAAAUGUUACAAGGGUUUCUCACUGGAUUUGAACGAUCGGGACUGGGUCGAUGGAAUUGGGAAACGGUUUAG